Molecule: messenger RNA, 1152 nt
Organism: Cetraspora pellucida
Lineage: Eukaryota; Fungi; Glomeromycota; Glomeromycetes; Diversisporales; Gigasporaceae
Source: the annotation of a GenBank genome assembly
AUGUUAGAAAAAUUAUCUGAUCAGCUAUCAAAAUUAAUAAACAUUCCCUUUUCUGAUUGUUUGAAUAUAUUUCAAGUUUCAGAAUCAAUGUUGGAAGAGUAUGCAAUAGAGCUAGCAUAUUAUUGUUCAGUUGAUACAUUACAAUUACAUAAAUUGAACUUAAAGCGAAACAUAAUUGGAGAUUAUAUACAAAGAACCAGAAUUGCAUGUAUGACAAUCUUUAAUGUUUUCACUAAUGGAAUUGUUAGACAAGGAAUGUAUAAUGGAGGUCUAGUCAUUUCUCCAAUUAAGAACAUUAAAAGACCUGUUGCAGAUGUUGAUUUUACAUCAUAUUACCCUUAUGCUAUUAUACAAAACAACAUAUCUCUUGAAAAAUGUGUAUCAAAAGAUUCAACUAAUCCUUAUUUAAAUACUAUAAUUGAUAAUAGCAUUAUGAUGAUUAAUUUUGUAAAAGAACAAAGAUUCAUAGUAGUUUAUGGAGAUACAGAUUCUAUAUUUUAUUUAUUGCCAGAAUCAUAUUUCAUAGAACUUGAUACUAAGAAAAAACAUUAUGUCACAAUCACUCAUUCAGAUGUGCCAAAUUUAAACAAUUUAAAUUUAUUAUUGAAAGAUCUUAAAAUCAUUAAAUGUAAUAUGCCAGAGUUUUACAAACUUGUAGCAAAAGAAUUAAUAUAUUUUUCACUUGGAUUCAAUAAAAAUUUCUCAAUCAGACAAGAAGAAUUAGACCAAAAAGAAUUAGUUAUACAGAUAAUUACUAACUAUGUAAAUAAAAAAGAAAUACUAUUAGACUUGUUUGUUCUUACAGCAAAGUUUGAUCCAAUAUAUGCUUCAGUAUUAGCAGUUGAUUUUCAAAUUGCAAAAUCUGAUACAAAAAAAGGAAACAAGAUGGUUAAUAAUUUUGUUGCUAGAUUGGAACAUCCUAUUGAAUCAGAACGAAUCUUCUACUAUGUAAAAUUUCUACCAGGUGUUUCAAGUAUCUUAGACAGAAUGAUUUUAAUAGACUAUUUCAAUUCAAAGAAAGAUACUAUUGAUAUCAUAUACUAUUUUUACAGCUUACAAGACAUUGUAGCUUAUCUUUUAGACUGUGAAAAAAAACAAGCUCUCAAAAAAAUAAAGGAAAUAUUCGAUGCUAAGGAACUUAAAAAGCAAUGA